AUGUGCAUGACAUGCAAUUGUGGGCAUAUCUCUCAGCGGGUGGGCAGCCAUGCAUCCGAGCCAACUGCUGAUGCGAAAGCCACGAGCGAGAGCCAGCAGCUGGUGCAACACUUCGAAUAUAAUACAGGCGACAAUGCAGGAGUCAGCUAUGAGGCGCCGCGCCAUUGGUCCGUUGUCUAUGACUACCCCCGCCAAAUUCAUGCCCGUGGUGCCACCCGUGAGCGACUGCAUUCAGCUGGGAAAAGAGACGAAGCCGAUGCUCUCACCCACACCGCUCUGAAAUCCGCAGAAGCCGUUGGUCUUUGGAUUUUGCUGAUUUUAGCACUGCAGUCAAUUCUAUUGCCCAUGAUGUGCACACCACGGCCACGGACACUGGACACUGUGCGAGACCACGGCAUGGGCAUCGCUCCACCAAUCCCCACUGACGCGCUCGCAACGACCCGGCACGUCCUGGAGACAUCACCUGGGGACGGCGGUCUCGCCCCCACCCCUCAUUGA
Molecule: messenger RNA, 498 nt
Organism: Ostreobium quekettii
Lineage: Eukaryota; Viridiplantae; Chlorophyta; Ulvophyceae; Bryopsidales; Ostreobiaceae
Source: the annotation of a GenBank genome assembly